GAGAAAAGUAAAGAUUAGAGUAUAUAGGAAGCAAAAGCUGGGAAAUUAGAUGUACUAGGAAGUAGCUUCUAACAUGAGAAAAGAGUUUCAGACAUAUGCUGAAGAAGUUCAUGUGAUGCAUUAUUAAGACACAGCCACAGAAUACACAACAUAACCGCAGCAUAUGAUGCAGUAAAACUGUGUACUAGUUACUUAGUAUUGUUGGUCCGAAAAUGGCGAUGAUGAGACAGAAAUCAUGGAAGUUGACCAUUUUCUUCACUGUGAUCUGGGCAGUUACCAUCCUCUAUGGUGAAAUGUUUGCUUAUUGGGUCCCACUUUACUUCACUUAUUCUUGGCCUCAUCUUCACUCCUCUUCUUCCUUGGCAGGAGAUGUUCCAUACGAUUUCGUGAAAGUAGCUGUCCUCACUGACCCGCAGCUGAUGGACAGAACCUCCCAUAAUUUUGGUCCCAAAUCACUUAUUUUGGACGUUGCUGAGUUCUACUCAGAUCUGUACAUGCGCAGGGCAUUUCUCUCUACAAUUUUGCCUUUCAAACCUGAUGCAAUUUUAUUCUUGGGUGACUACUUGGAUGGAGGUCCACAGCUGGCAAAUAAAGAAUGGCAGGAAUCUUUGAGCCGGUUCAGGCAUAUCUUUGAUCAUGGUAAACGAGGAAGAACUAAAGAUAUUCCAGUUCACUACAUUCCAGGAAACCACGACAUUGGUUAUGCAGGUCAUCUUUUUCAUAAGCCGGAGGUUAUGGAGCGUUAUGAAAGCGUAUUUGGAGAAAGAUAUUAUAAGUUAACUAUUGGGAAAGUAGACUUUGUUGCGAUUGAUGCUCAAACUGUUGAUGGUAGAUUGGAAGAUACUCCAACUUCACGGACUUGGGAUUUUGUUAAUGGUGUCUCAACGGAUGUAAGAGAAAAUCCAAGGGUGCUAUUGACCCAUAUCCCUUUGUAUCGACCAGAUGAGACUCCUUGUGGUCCACACCGCUCUUCAGAAAUCAUCAAUCAGAGGAUUUCUCGUUCUGCUUAUGAUCAGAGGAUACUAUAUCAGAACUAUGUCACUGAGGAGUCCACAAAGCGUUUACUGGACUUAAUUCACCCUGUACUUGUCCUCUCAGGUCAUGAUCAUGACCAGUGCACAGUCAACCACAAAACAAAAUAUGGUAGUGUCAAGGAGCACACUCUUGGGACAUUAAGUUGGCAACAAGGGAAUUUGUAUCCAUCGUUUAUGCUUCUAUCUGUUGGUAAUUUUACACGUGCAAAUGCCUCUUCUCCAGAACCAGUCAUACUUGCUCAACUAUGCUUUCUUCCAAAGCAACUAUUUAUAUAUAUAUGGUAUAUCAUACUAUUUGUUGUAACCAUCUUUGGGCUGUCAUUUUUGCCUACAUAUGUAAUAGACUUCGAGCUCCACUUCAGACGUCUGAUAAUGAAUAUAAAUAAAUUGGUCAAAGAUCUCUUUUCAAGUGGUGUAAAAGAGAAAAAUGAAGAUGAAAACUGUGAGUAUGACAUGAUGUGGGAUGCAGAAGGGGGAAUGCAUCUUAUCAAGAAGCCUUGUAAAGCCCCUACAGUUGUGUCCAAGGAGAUGAAUUCAAGUGAAAGAGGCAACGCUGUGAUACGUGCAGCUAGGAAACAAACUCUCCAAGAGCAAGAAGCUGCAACAAAAAUGGACAUGAGUGGGGAUUCUGGUUCUGAUGUCAAAAACAUGCCAAGAUCAAGCAAAUCAUGGAUGAAGAUAAUGCUGCAAAGAUGGAUCCGGGUUCUUGGGAUGGUUUUGGUAAUUGCGGUGGUGAAUGUACCGUUAUACAUGAUGCUCUUGUUUAAAGAUUGGGCUGAAUGAUGAUGCCGCUGAGAGACUCGGAUCACGCUAAGUUGGAAAAUCUGCGAAUCUGGGUUACCUGGACUAGGAACUGCUAUUUUUUGUAUUUAUGUAUGCUGCUUGUAAUCUCUCUCUUUCUGUAUUUCCUCAGGUUGGGAAGAAUCUUGUUAUAAUCUCAUGUAACUACAAGGUAAAACAAGUGUUGUGUUGUAAUCUCAUGUAACUACAAGGUAAAACAAGUGUUGUAAAAUCAGAAGAUGACCCAGGUAGUUUUUGUAGGGGAUUGCAGCUUCAGUGCUGGGUUCUUAGAUGUUUUUUUUGGUUUUUAUGAGGGAUCUGAAAGAAAUGUUCUUAAAAUAAAAAAUAAAUCCUUCUGUUUGAGAAGAUCUUGUAACAAGACAAUUAUUCUCAUUCUUGUAUAUUCUCUUAUGAGAAGAAAAUUUAGCUGAUUCAUUCAAAACCCUUCUCAUAUAAUACUACCUAGUUAUAAUCUUGAAUCA
Molecule: messenger RNA, 2296 nt
Organism: Beta vulgaris subsp. vulgaris (sugar beet)
Lineage: Eukaryota; Viridiplantae; Streptophyta; Magnoliopsida; Caryophyllales; Amaranthaceae
Exons: 13
Coding region: 213-1817 (534 amino acids)
Biological process (GO): GPI anchor biosynthetic process
Cellular component (GO): endoplasmic reticulum
Molecular function (GO): hydrolase activity
Source: RefSeq, a predicted model, not a curated record